Messenger RNA from Pseudophryne corroboree (corroboree frog), 1097 nucleotides. Its product is annotated as ficolin-1-like. The transcript has 9 exons. Gene Ontology annotation, biological process: complement activation, lectin pathway. Bases 60 to 983 code for a protein of 307 amino acids. NCBI's taxonomy places the organism in Eukaryota, Metazoa, Chordata, Amphibia, Anura, Myobatrachidae. Gene Ontology annotation, molecular function: signaling receptor binding; antigen binding; carbohydrate derivative binding. The record is from RefSeq and is a predicted model, not a curated record.
CAGAAUAAGAUAGGAAGGUGUCAGUGCGAGAUUGAAGGAGCAGAAUCCCUGAAUCCGCAAUGCUGUCCUCAUCACUUAUGGUCUUCUUUCUGGUCACCACUCUCAGUAACGCUGAGGACACCUGCUCAGGUGGCCUAGAGCAGCUGACUGUCCAGAAAGGAUGUCCUGGGACACCGGGAGCCCAAGGAGAUAAAGGAGAACGUGGACCUCCAGGAGAGAGAGGACUCCCGGGUAUCGCAGGAGCAUUGGGGCCUCCCGGACAGAAAGGAGAUCCAGGUGCUCCAGGGCUACAAGGAGAAAAAGGGGAAAAGGGAGACUCGGCCUUUCCGGAAUCAGUGUACGCUGCCAGGAGCUGUAAGGAGCUGCAGGAUCACGGGGUGCUACUCAGUGACUGGUACACCAUAUACGCGUACGGCAACACCUCCAUGAGAGUCCUGUGUGACAUGCACACUGAUGGUGGAGGCUGGAUGGUAUUUCAGAGACGCUAUGAUGGUUCCGUUGAUUUCCUCCGUGACUGGAAGUCCUACAAGAUGGGGUUUGGUAGCCGCCUGACAGAGUUCUGGCUGGGGAAUGACAAUCUGCACCAGAUAACGUCAUCAGGCACCUGGGAGCUGCGGGUGGACCUACAAGACUUUGAUGCUAAAAACUCUUUUGCUAAAUAUAAAUCUGUUAAAAUUAUGGGAGAAUCUGAAAAAUACAAAUUGAUACUCGGAGACUUUGUGUCUGGUACUGCAGGAGAUUCUCUGACAUAUCAUAAUGGGAUGAAGUUCUCCACGACAGACCAGGACAACGAUGUAUUCUCCGGUAACUGCGCCCAGCAGUACAAGGGGGCCUGGUGGUACAAUAAUUGUCACAACGCAAACCUGAAUGGACUGUACCUUCCUGGGAAGAACACUACCUAUGCUGUAGGCAUUAACUGGUACUCUGGCAUGGGGUAUAAUUACUCCUACAGACAGUCUGAGAUGAAGAUUAGACCGCUGUGAUGACGCAGAGAGACGCUUCCUACAAUGACCCUGAUUGUAUGUGACAUAUAACUGCUGUGAUUGGCUGUUACUGCGCUAUAAUGAGAAUAAAUCAUACAGUGAUAUACGCAUCUA